UCAGCAGCUCAGGUUUAUUUCCUACAGACAUUUUAAUAAUUUUGGAAUGAAGUUAGCCAGAAGCAGCAAAGCUUUGAGCUGCUUACCUGUGUGAAGGGAAGACAUCUGUCUGUGUGAAGGACAGGCAUGGCUUUUGAAGAAAAAGAUUUGGUAACCCAAGAUCUGCUGAAAAGAUGCACUUAGAUGUCUUAUUAUGGACAAACUUAAAAGCGUUCAGUUUUCCUCAUCCAGUUAUCAGAUCCUGGAGCAGUAGACACUUUUGCAGGGCCAUGUGUUGUCUCACCUUCUGAUGUGAGAGGACCGUAAGAGAAUGAAAAGGCAAAGCAGGGGUUGCCAAGUGCCUGAAUAGUAACAAAUUUACUGAUUUUUCCAACUUACUGAUUUGUUCAGUUGUGGUUCCACAGUCUGGAGUUGUGGAAGAAAGACUGGCUGCUGCCCCUGGAUAUAAAAGGUUAAACAGAAAACUUGAAAUUUCAGUCUGUUUUCUUGUGAGUUUAUGGGUUUCUGUUACUUAUCUGUGGAAAAAACAUAGCAGUUCACUUGCAAUUAUUGGGGUAUUAAUUGUUGCAUUGCUGUUUGCCUCACUAUCCACAGAAAAUUUGAUCUUUUUUCUUUCUUGCUCAGCUGUCAUUGCGCUGCAGAGUUAAAUUUCCAAUUCAUUAUUGUCCCACUUUCUGGGACAGGAAACAUUAUAGUUAACCAUUAUUCACUACUCUACUGAAGUAAUUUUGCAGUCACAUCCCACAGAUAGCUGCAGCCCAUCGUGGCCUUAUGAGCUGCUGUUGACUUUCAGAUGUGGGAAUUAAUGUCGUUUCUAUACAUGUUUCAAUCAGACUGUGCAGUGGAAUGAAAAAUGUACUGUCCUUUCUGAGUCCAAACUGCAACUUGAUCCCUGUGAGGUACCUUUACCAUUAAACUGAGUUAAAAUGGGUCACAGCAAAGAGCGCUGUCCUGUUCCUGUGGCACACCCUCUUCUCUUCCAAUUCCUAUUCUAGUCUACCUCCUGUGAGGAUGAGUUACCAUCAGUAAUAGGAGGAAAAAUAAAGCAGGAUCUUGUAGAACAAUAAGUAAUACAUCACUUUAGCUUCUACAAGGUGGCUGCAGUGGCAGUUUAUUCAUCCUAUUGGUGGAAAAGAAAAAUGUUUUGAUGGUUUUCAAAUGCAAUGUUCAUUUCAAAUACUUAUUCGAAGUUAUCCAAACGAAUUCAUUGGAUUGUGCAAAUGAAAGCAAGCAAAUCUUAAGCAUAACAUUUGGCAGCUUUUUGCUGUAGCUCUUAUUUGUGCUUAUUUCAGUAUCUGUGCCAAAUUUUGAAUGCUAAGAAAAACAUUUUAGUGCGCUCAGUUUUCAGUAUAUCUUGGGCUGAAUUACACUUUCAAUGCUGCUUUUCUGUGUUGGCUUUUUUUUUUCUUUUUUUUUUUUUUUUUUUUCACUUUAGGCCACAAUCUCAACCACAUGUUUUAUGUGUGUUUUUCACUUGAGAGGCAAGUUGAAAAUGUUACUUCCUUUUUGCUCUUUUCUGUUACACAGUUACAAAGACAUGUUUAAAAGGAAGUGAUAAUUAGGAAUGGGGAGAGGACUUAAAUGGAGGAAACCCACAGUUUUCCCAAAUCUCUGUAUUUGGAGUACUUUAAUAACCACAAGACUAAAACACAUGUUCCUCCACCUGCUUGUGAAAAGUCAUUGAAGCUUUAGCUAGCAAAUUCAUCAUUGUAUGAAGAUCAGCACAUGCGGGCGUGCUUUUGGCAUUCUGGAAAGAAAAAACAAACAGCCAUUGGAUUUAUGGGAUUGCUCAUUUCAUGAGCUUGGGCGUAGUGGUGAGAAACCUUUUUGGACCUUUGGGAGUUGCUGAAUCCCUCAAACAUUGGCACUGCAGUUGCAAUAUCUAUCAUCACUGCCUGGAAAAAACGAACUGGUGCAAUCAAGGCACUGCAUAGAAGAGCAUGGAGAAAUUCAGAAGUAUUUUUAUUUUGUGCCUUGGCUUCCUUCUAGUCCUUGUAAGAGGUCAAGAUGAUUUUGAUUUAGCUGAUGCCCUUGAUCACCCUGAUGACAUAAUUACCAGGAAACCUACAGUGAUCAGAAGACCAACAAGACCUGUGUUCAACAAUGAUCUGCAUUUGGGAGAUGCUUUUGGUGGGGGUGACAUCUCAAGAAAACCUUUAUACCCACCUCUUCCACCACGCCCAGGAAGUUAUGGUAAUUCUGGAGGUUUUGAUGACUCAGAUCUCCUUGAUGGAAAGCCUUUACCACCAGGAGACGAGCAGCAUCAUUUCAAUCAUGGAGGGAACACAGAUUCGGGUUUAAUAGCUGGAGUUACAUCUCCUGUAAUUUCUGCUUUUGUGAUACUGGUUGUUGGAUCAAUAGCAGCUUACACCGCUUACAAGAAUAAGAAACUUUGUUUCAAACCACGUGGUGGGGCUGCAGUGUAAAGCACUGAAAGAAGAGUUGCUGUCUGACCACAGGCUCCUUUGGUUGGUGACAUUCUACACUGCCAUUCUGACAGAAGAAAAUCUUCCUCUAAUGAAUGUUUUACUGAGAUGUUGUAAUCCUGCUCUCUCUAACCUGAUGUCACUUUUCCACCUCGAACUUUAUGUCAUCAAAAAUAUGCUUAAGACAUCCAGGGAUUGUAUUGCACUCUCUGACCUGCAUUCAUAAAGGCUGAAUACAGAUUUUGACUCAGAAGUUAUCAUAAACAACAAAGAAAUCAAUGUGAUAUAAGCUAAAGGUUGAAGGAUUCAUGUUUGUGAGGAUUUGAGUCGCCAAAUAAUUUUUUUUUUCUAUUUUCAAAAUUAAAAAACUCAGUCCUUCUGAUAGAAUAGGAAUAAGGAGUAUGCCAUUUCCUUUCACACCUGUUGGGUUUCUCCAGUAUAUUCCUGUAAUGUUUACUGUGUUUAAAGAAAAUUUGUAGUUGUCUAAAGGAUUAAAAAUUUGAAUGACUUUACUUUGUGUUUGUGUCUGAAUUUUAGCAAAGUGAAAGGAACUGUAGCUAGAAAAUUCAUUCUUAAUUUUAUAAUACACUGAAAAGAUUAUGUAUAUUGACAAACCACUGUUUAAAAUAAAACAGAGAGGAAUACAUUCUAAUUUUAUUUAUUUAUUUAUUUUAUUGAUUAAUUACUAAACUGGUAUUUAGCUCUUCUCAGGAACCAGAAUUUUACAUGAGUCUCAUUUCUGCUCUUGAAAACUUAGGCCUGACUUUAGGAACCUUUGAAGACAUUAAUCUAGAAAGAUGGGUUUUCUAAAAAAAACCCCCACAUUAUUCAUAACUUCUGAAAAGGGAAAAUGGGUACAAAGAUUUUUCUGAUUCAUUUAGAAUGAGUUUGUGAUGCUUUAAUCUCUAAAAUCUAAGUCACAAAGACUUUUCAACUUCAUACUAUGUGGAGGUAUGGUUGAUAUAGGUUUUCUAGCUAGACUGUUUCACUUUCCCUCAUUCCUGAUGGACCUUGCAGUGCUAACAAUGUCCUCAUGUAGACAAACCUGUAAUGAAAAUUGACACUUUUCCUGUCUCUUCCUUCAUUUAGCUAACUGGAUCAAAAAAACAGCAAGUGAAUGAAAUAGAGAUGAAAGCUGGCAAAACUAGCAGUUUACUGACAUAAUUCUGCAAUAGAGGCAUUUUAACUAACUUUUUAAAGCAUAAGUAAAUUGGUAUGGUUUUAUCUUCAUUUUAUAUGCAAAGCAUCAUUUUUGUUACUGCAAUUCCACUUAUAUGGAGAUGAAUAUGAUUUUGUGUUUAUUACAUCAUUGAGAGGAAGACAUAUAUUAAAAAUUAAUUUUUCAUAUAAUAAAAUAUUAAUUAUCUGAAUAAUAUUUUAAAUUUAUAUAUAUCAGUUGCUUGCUUAGACUACCACUUUUUUUUUUUUUGAUCCUGAAAGAAAUGAUAAUGUACAUCAGUUUAAACAUAGAAACAUCUUGACAACAUACAAACAAAUGAACACCUUUGUGGCUAUCACUUUCAACUUAAAAAUGAGAAAAUAUUUUUAAUAUGGUUUUCAAGGACAUUUAAUAUUUCUUUUAAAAUAUUAAUUUUCCAUGUUCACAGUUAAAACAGAUUGAUGUAUAUUUUGUCGGACAGACAUAAAGAUUUGAUUAAUGAAAUGACAAGUGUUUUGGUGUUACAACUUCAGUUGUUUGUUCAACCAUGAAAAUAUAUAUUUUGCU
Molecule: messenger RNA, 4152 nt
Organism: Pyrgilauda ruficollis (rufous-necked snowfinch)
Lineage: Eukaryota; Metazoa; Chordata; Aves; Passeriformes; Passeridae
Gene: XG
Product: Xg glycoprotein (Xg blood group)
Exons: 11
Coding region: 1941-2426 (161 amino acids)
Biological process (GO): positive regulation of neutrophil extravasation; homotypic cell-cell adhesion; T cell extravasation
Source: RefSeq, a predicted model, not a curated record